Chanos chanos (milkfish) is the source of this 16516-nucleotide messenger RNA. It is a transcript of the gene ubr4, whose product is annotated as ubiquitin protein ligase E3 component n-recognin 4. Bases 1 to 15687 code for a protein of 5228 amino acids. The transcript is spliced from 106 exons. Gene Ontology annotation, molecular function: ubiquitin-protein transferase activity; protein binding; zinc ion binding. Gene Ontology annotation, biological process: ubiquitin-dependent protein catabolic process. Gene Ontology annotation, cellular component: cytosol; nucleoplasm; centrosome. The record is from RefSeq and is a predicted model, not a curated record. Lineage: Eukaryota; Metazoa; Chordata; Actinopteri; Gonorynchiformes; Chanidae.
AUGGCGUCGAGUGGAGGAGAUGGAGAACCUGAGUGGACCGCAGCUGUACGACCGCUUUUAUCAGCAUCGUACACGGCUUUCGAAACGAAAGAGCUACCUCAGCUUGUAGGAUCCAUCAUAAACAGUGAAUCUGAGAUUCUGCACCAUGAUAAACAGUAUGAGCCAUUCUACUCGUCUUUUGUGGCUCUCUCUGCACAUUACAUCACCACAGUAUGUGGACAAAUCCCCAGAAAUCAGUUGCUGUCCGUAGCUGCAGCUUGUAAAGUAUUGAUUGAAUUCUCAUUGCUGCGGCUGGAGAACCCAGAUGAAGCAUGUGCUGUCUCACAGAAGCACCUGAUCCUCUUGAUAAAAGGCCUUUGCACUGGCUGCAGUCGACUGGACCGGACAGAAAUCAUCACCUUCACAGCGAUGAUGAAAUCUGCCAAACUCCCGCAAACUGUCAAAACUCUCUCUGAUGUGGAGGAUCAGAAAGAGUUGCCCUCUCCGGUUAACCCAGAGCUACGACAAAAAGAAGUGCAAAUGAAUUUUUUCAAUCAACUGACCUCAGUGUUUAACCCUGACAUCACCAUUCUGGCCUCUCCAACCGCACACAUGCAGGCCGAGAGUGAGUGUGAUGAUCAGAGCACGACAGAUCAGGCCACACAGGCCAAAAUGAAGAAUGCCUUCAUCUCCCAGAACGUCUCCAGUUUACAGGAAUUGGGGGGCUCAAAGAAGUUGCUGCGUGUUUGCCUCAACUUGCCCUACUUCUUACGCUACAUUAACCGGUUCCAAGAUGCCGUAUCAGCAAACUCCUUCUUCAUCAUGCCAGCGACUGUAGCAGAUGCCACUGCUGUCCGCAACGGAUUUCACUCACUGGUGAUUGAUGUGACUAUGGCCUUGGAUACACUCUCCCUGCCUGUGCUGGAGCCUUUGACUCCUGGGAGACUACUUGACGUGACUGUGUUAGCUUUGAGCUGCCUGUAUGCAGGUGUGAGUGUGGCCACUUGCAUGGCCAUUCUGCAGGUCGGCAGUGGCUUGCAGCUCCGCACGGCCUCCACGGGCUCAAAGGAGGAAGACUAUGAAAACGACGCUGCUACUAUUGUGCAGAAAUGUCUGGAAAUUUAUGACAUGAUUGGCCAGGCGAUCAGUAACUCGCGCAGAGCUGGAGGACAGCAUUAUCAGAAUUUCCAGCUGCUGGGUGCAUGGUGCCUGUUGAACAGCCUGUAUCUGAUUUUGAAUCUGAGCCCCACUGCUCUGGCUGAUAAGGGAAAGGAGAAGGAUCCCCUGGCAGCAUUGCGGGUCAGGGACAUUGCCUCUCGCACCAAAGAUGGAGCAGGGUCUCCUAAACUUGGCCCUGGGAAAGGGCACCAAGGCUUUGGGGUUUUGUCAGUCAUUCUAGCAAACCACGCAAUCAAACUGCUCACCUCGCUCUUCCAGGACUUACAAGUGGAAGCACUACAUAGGGGUUGUGCCAGUGAUGGUCCUCCUGCAGAGUUGAACAUCCUGGCUCAGAGCACAUCCAUCCAAAGGGUGCAGAGACUCAUCGACUCUGUACCACUCACUAACCUGCUCUUCACGCUGCUCUCCACCUCUUACAAAAAGGCCUGUGUGCUUCAGCGUCAGAGAAAAGGCUCGGUGAGCAGUGAUGCCAGCGCCUCCACUGACUCUAAUACCUACUAUGAGGAUGACUUCAGCAGUACAGAGGAAGAUAGCAGCCAAGCAGAGAGAAGACAGGAGAGGACAAGAGCAGCUUGUGUCUCAGGUCAGCAGCUCUCUGUCUUAGAUGAUGACAGUGAACCCAUUCUGGGUCUUUGGUUUGAGGAGACCAUUUCUCCCAGUAAAGAGAAGGUGGCACCCCCACCUCCUCCUCCUCCUCCACCUCUGGAAACUUCACCCCGCCUCAAAAGCCCCAGCAAGCAGACCACGGGAGAGAACGGCAACAUCCUGGCCAGCCGCAAGGACCCAGAGCUGUUCCUGAGUCUGGCCUCUAGUAUUCUAAACUUCAUCACCACCUCUAUGCUGAAAUCCAGAAACAAUUUCAUCAGGAACUACCUGAGUGUUUCUCUGACCGAGCAGCACAUGGCCACACUGGCCAGCAUCAUCAAAGACGUCGACAAGGAUGUCAAAGGUUCCUCUGAUGAAGAAUUUUCUUCAGCUCUGUAUCACUUUAACCAUUCUCUGGUAACGUCAGACCUGCCCUCUCCAGCUCUACAGGUGAGGAGCGGGCCUAACACUCUGCUGCAGCAGCUGGGUGUGGCUCCCUUCUCUGAGGGUCCCUGGCCCAUGUACAUCCAUCCCCAGUCACUGUCAGUGCUCUCCAGACUGUUGCUCAUCUGGCAGCACAAAGCCUGCCUGCAGGGAGACCCUGAUGUUCCUGAGUGUAUGAAGGUCUGGGAGAGGUUUGUGGGCACUCUGAAACAGCAAACAUUGCAUGGCACAGUACCAAGUGAGGAGGAUCUGAACGUGGAGCACCUCCAGCUUCUGCUGCUCAUCUUCCACAACCUAUCAGAGAAGGGCCGGAGAAAUGUUCUCACCCUCUGCACACAGGCCAUCGCUGAAGUGGCCACCCACGUAGACUCACAGCUGCAGGCCGUUCCCCUGAAUCUCGCCCGCAUUCUUCUAGUGUUUGAUUACUUGCUGCAUCAGUACUCCAAAGCUCCCAUGUACCUGUUUGAGCAGGUACAGUACAACUUGCUAACCCCCCCUGCGUCUGGGACCAGCUCUGGUCAGGAAGGGGGAAAACGAGGCACUCUCCCACUUUACUAUGGCUUCAAAGAGGUAGAGGAGAACUGGGCCAAACACUGCUCGACAGGUAGGAAUUCCACAGUGCAACCCAAAUUCUACUGCGUUCUGUCCCCUGAGGCAUCAGAGGAUGACAGAAGUCGACUUGACAGCAAGGUGUUCCAAGUGCUGUUCAGCGGAGCAGUUAAGUAUGACGACUUGUACUCGUCACUCAUCUCCCUGCUGUCGGCAGGCUCUCACUUUGACACAGCCAGGAGACAGGAAAACAAGCCCAUCGCUCCUGUCGAGGCAUGCUCCUUGCAGUACUACUUUCUGAUUCUCUGGAGGAUCCUGGGAGUUCUACCCCCAUCCAGAGCUUACAUUGAACAGCUGAAGAAUGGCAACAGUGACCCAAGUGAAAGUGAUAUUCUACACACCCUCCGCUGGUCAUCACGACUACGCGUCAGCACUUAUGUGAACUGGAUCAAGGAACACUUGGUGAAGCAGGGAAUGAAAGCGGACCACGCGACGUCUUUGAUCGAAAUGGCAUCAUCUAAGUGCAGCACAGUGAAGUAUGAUGUGGAACUUGCUGAGGAAUACAUUGCUAGACAGAUAUCAUCUUUUUGUAGCAUAGACCCCAACACCAUUCUGCCUCUUCACCACGUCCCAUCCCUGCAAACCAUCUACACCCUGGACGCUGUCAUUUCCAAAGUGCAAGUCUCUCUGGAUGAGCAUUUCUCGAAGGUGGCAGCCGAAAGUGACCCCCAGAAAUCAUCAGAGAUUACCAAAAACCUUCUGCCUGCCACACUUCAGCUCAUUGAUGUCUACACAGCUUUCACCAGGUCCUACCUGCUGAUGAGCCUCCCAGAGGAAGGAGAGAACAAACCCACUGAGGCCAAGCUUCAGGGCUACGCAGCCGUGCUGUCGAUUGGCUCCACACGCUGCAAAGCCAAUGUGCUUGGUCAGACAGUGAUGCAGAAUCUGCCGUCAGCUGUUCAGACCCUGUGUGAGACAUGGAACAAUAUCCACACUAACGAGUUUCCAAACAUUGGCUCAUGGCGAAAUGCUUUUGCCAAUGACACAAUCCCGUCAGAGAGCUACAUCAGUGCCAUCCAGGCAGCCCACUUAGGCACCCUCAGCAGCCAGUCCCUGCCUUUAGCCUCUUCCCUCAAACACAUCCUGCUUUCGCUAGUGCGUCUCACAGGAGACCUCAUUGUCACAGAGGAGCUGAACCCUCCCCAGGUGAUCGGCACAUUGCUGCCACUGCUUUUGGAGAGCAGCACAGAGAGUGUGGCUGAGAUCUGCAGCACGUCGCUGGAGAGGAUCCUGGGUCCCGCCGAGUCCGACGCCUUCCUCGCUCGUGUCUAUGAGCGCCUCAUCACCGGCUGCUACAACAUCAUCGCCAAUCACUCCGAUCCUAACAGUGGUCUGGAUGAAUCUGUGCUGGAGGAAUGUCUGCAGUAUCUGGAGAAGCAGCUGGAGAGCAGUCAAGUCCGUAAAGCUAUGGAGGAAUUCUUCUCCUACAGCGGUGAACUAGUACAGAUCAUGAUGGCAACAGCCAACGAAAAUCUAUCAGCAAAGUUCUGCAACAGAGUUCUGAAGUUCUUCACCAAGCUCUUUCAACUCACGGAGAAGAGCCCUAACCCCAGCCUGCUGUGUCUUUGUGGCUCUCUGGCCCAACUUGCUUGCGUGGAGCCAACAAGACUGCAAGCCUGGCUCACACGGAUGACUGCCUCUCCCCCCAAAGACUCCGACCAGCUCGACACAGUACAGGAGAACCGACAGCUGCUGCAGCUGCUCACUACCUACAUUGUACGUGACAACAGCCAAGUGGGAGAAGGGGUUAGCACAGUGCUGCUCAGCACACUCAUCCCUAUGGCAACAGAGAUGCUGGCCAAUGGGGAUGGAGCAGGCUUCCCUGAGCUUAUGGUUAUCAUGGCAACUCUGGCCAGUGCAGGACAAGGGGCAGGACACUUGCAGCUACACAGGGCUGCCAUCGACUGGCUAACAAGAUGUAAAAAAUAUUUGACCCAGAAGAAUGUUGUGGAGAAAGUGAGCGCAAAUGUGUCACAAGGCAAACAUGCCACCAUGCUGGAGUGUGCCUGUCACAUCAUCUCUUACCUGGCUGAUGUGAUGAAUGCUCUGAGACAGAGCAGUGGCCAAGGCUCGUCUCAGCUCCUGAUGGAAGGAGAGGAGAAGGCCAUUGAGGUGGACUCAGACUGGGUGGAGGAACUGGCCGUGGAGGAGGAAGACUCCCAGGCAGAAGACUCGGAUGAGGAUUCCCUUUGCAAUAAGCUAUGCACCUUCACAAUUACUCAGAAGGAAUUCAUGAACCAGCAUUGGUAUCACUGUCACACCUGUAAGAUGGUUGAUGGGGUAGGUGUGUGCACAGUGUGUGCCAAGGUCUGUCACAAAGACCACGAGAUCUCCUAUGCCAAAUACGGCUCUUUCUUCUGUGACUGCGGGGCCAAGGAGGAUGGCAGCUGCCAGGUGAGACCGAAUACUUCAGGUCAUCAUGGGAAAAGAACAACUGCGGCUCUGGUCAAAAGAAGCCCCAGCAGUGGUAUGAGCUCCACCAUGAAGGAGUCAUCAGCCUUCCAGAGCGAGCUGCGUAUGCCAGAGAGCGCCAUCCGCCAUCAGAGCUCCUCUCCGGCCGACAAAGGCAAAGUCACCAUCUGUGACGGCAAGAGCACAGACGAGGAGAAACCCAAGAAAAGCAGCGUCUGCAAGAACAUCGAGGGCUGCCGAGAGGACCUGUUGGCCCAAGUGUCUGGUUCCUCCACUGCUGCUGUGAUACUGGAGAUGCUGAUCUUUUUGAUGGAUGCCAUUCAGACCAAUUUCCAGCAGGCGUCUGCGGUGGGCAGCAGCAGUCGAGCUCAGCAUGCCCUGAAUGAGCUGCACACUCAGGACAAGAUCGUGGAGAUGACCGACCAGCUAAUGGUUCCCACCCUGGGCUCUCAGGAGGGAGCCUUUGAGAAUGUGAGGAUGAACUACAGUGGAGACCAGGGCCAGACCAUCCGACAACUCAUCAGUGCCCAUGUGCUGCGGCGUGUGGCCAUGUGUGUUCUAUCCUCUCCACAUGGCCGCAGACAACAUCUGGCUGUCAGCCACGAGAAGGGCAAGAUCACAGUGCUGCAGUUGUCUGCGCUGCUGAAGCAGGCUGACUCCAGUAAGAGGAAGCUGACCCUGACUCGCCUUGCCUCAGCUCCUGUGCCCUUCACUGUGCUCAGCCUGACUGGAAACCCCUGUAAUGAGGACUACCUGGCAGUAUGUGGACUCAAGGACUGCCAUGUUCUGACAUUCAGCAGUACAGGAUCAGUGUCAGAUCACCUGGUCUUGCACCCUCAGCUGGCCACUGGAAACUUCAUUAUCAAAGCCAUCUGGCUGCCUGGAUCUCAGACAGAACUAGCCAUCAUCACAGCCGAUUUUGUUAAGAUCUAUGACCUGUCUGUGGAUGCCUUGAGCCCCAUGUAUUACUUUUUGCUGCCGAGCUCCAAGAUCAGGGAUGCCACCUUCCUAUUCAACGAGGAAGGCAAGAACAUCAUCGUCAUCAUGUCCUCUGCCGGCUACAUGUACACUCAGGUGAUGGAUGAGUCCAGCAGUGCCCAGCAUGGACCUUUCUAUGUCACCAACGUGCUGGAGAUCAACCAUGAGGACCUAAAGGACAGUAACGGGCAGGUGGCCGGAGGAGGAGUGUCUGUGUACUACUCUCAUGUGCUGCAGAUGCUUUUCUUCAGCUACAGCCAGGGCAAAUCUUUUGCUGCCACUGUCAACCGCAGCAACAUGGAAACACAGAGACUGUUCACCAUAAACGUGAAAGGCUCUAACGGAGGAAGUAAAACAUCUCCGGCUCUUUGCCAGUGGUCUGAGGUGAUGAACCACCCAGGCCUGGUGUGCUGUGUGCAACAGACCACAGGAAUCCCACUGGUCAUCAUGGUCAAACCAGACACGUUCCUCAUCCAGGAGAUCAAAACCCUUCCUGCAAAGGCCAAGAUUCAGGACAUGGUUGCCAUCCGGCACACUGCUAGUAAUGAGCAGCAGCGCACCACUAUGAUCCUGCUGUGUGAGGACGGGAGCCUGCGGAUCUACAUGGCUAAUGUGGAAAACACAUCCUAUUGGCUCCAGCCCUCUCUACAGCCCAGCAGUGUCAUCAGCAUCAUGAAACCUGUUCGCAAACGGAAGGCAGCUGCUGCCACUACACGAACUUCCAGCCAGGUGACCUUCCCCGUCGACUUCUUUGAACACAAUCAGCAGCUGACUGAAAUUGAGUUUGGAGGCAAUGACCUGCUUCAGGUCUACAACGGACAGCAGAUCAAACAUCGCCUAAACUCCUCAGGGAUGUAUGUGGCCAACACUAAGCCUGGAGGUUUCACAAUAGAGGCUGUAAACAACAACAGUUCUAUGGUGAUGACUGGGAUGCGGGUACAGGUGGGCACUCAGGCCAUCGAGCGAGCGCCAUCAUAUAUCGAGAUCUUUGGGCGAACCAUGCAGAUGAAUUUGACCCGUUCUCGCUGGUUUGACUUCCCCUUCACCCGAGAGGAGGCUCUGCAGGCAGACAAGAAACUCUCCAUUUUCAUCGGUGCUUCCGUUGACCCCGCUGGAGUCACCAUGUUGGACUCCAUUAAGAUCUAUGGAAAAACCAAAGAGCAGUUUGGCUGGCCUGACGAGCCUCCGGAAGACUUCCCAUCCGCCUCCGUCAACAACGUGGGCAGCCCCAACCUCAACCAGGGCAACGGCACAGGAGAUAGCGACAUAACCACCCCCACUUCCACCAGUGGCACUGUGCUGGAAAGUUGUGAAACUGAGUCCUUAUCAACCUUGGACCGGUUGGUUGUCAGCUCACUGGAAGCUCUAGAGAGCUGCUUUGCUGUGGGCUCUACUGCCGAGAAGGAGAAAAAUAAAGCAGCAGCUCUGGAGUUAGCUACCCUUCUGUUAUCCAUGCCAACCCCUGCUGGAGUUCAGCAGCAGACUAAGGGUCUCCUGGCCAGCCUGCACACGAGCCGGACUGCUUACCACAACCACAAGGACCAGUCUUUGCUGAGCAAUGCAGUGCAGUGUCUGAACAGCUGUAGUAAGGAUGGCAAAGACCUGGACCCAGACGUGUUCCAAAGACUGGUCAUCACGGCCCGAUCCAUUGCCAUUAUGAGACCCAACAACCUGGUGCAUUUCACAGAAUCGAAAAUGCUUCAUGGAGACAUUGACAUAAGUGAGGACAGUAAGGAUGGACUGAAACAGGCAGAUGCUGAAGGAUGUAACUUUAUCAUGCAGUUAGUCAAUAACUUUUGGAAGCUUCAUGCCCUCAAACCCAAGAAUGCCUUCCUGGCCCCCGCCUGCCUCCCAGGUCUGACUCACAUUGAAGCUACAGUGAACGCUCUGGUGGACAUUAUUCAUGGAUACUGCACCUGUGAAUUAGACUACAUCAAUGUUGCCUCCAAAAUCUACAUGCAGAUGCUCCUGUGUCCUGACACCUCUGUAAGCUUUGCCUGCAAACAGGCGCUGAUUCGUGUCCUUCGACCGAGGAAUAAACGCAGACACGUCACCUUGCCAUCUCCUCCCCGCUCCAACACACCCAUGGGUGAUAAAGACGACGAUGAUGACGAUGACGCUGAUGACAAGAUGCAACCCUCAGUCAUGACUGGAGGGGAGAGUGGGAGGCAAGAGAGCCAGGAGCAAAAUGAGGUGGACCACGGGGAUUUUGAGAUGGUGUCAGAGUCCAUGGUCCUGGAGACUGCGGAGAACGCAAACAACGGCAACCCCUCCCCUCUGGAGGCCCUCCUGGCCGGAGCUGAGGGCUUCCCUCCCAUGCUCGACAUCCCUCCAGAUGCAGACGAUGAGACCAUGGUAGAGCUUGCCAUUGCUCUGAGUCUACAGCAAGAUCAGCAAGGUAGCAGCAGCAGUGCAUUGGGCCUACAGAGUCUAGGACUGUCUGGGCAGGCACCCAGCUCCUCCUCCCUGGACGCAGGAACCCUGUCAGACACCACAGCAUCGGCUCUGGUUAUGCUUUCAGCCCCAGCCUCGGAUGACGAGGGGAGCACAGCAGCCACAGACGGCUCCACGCUACGCACCUCUCCCGCCGAGCACGGGGGCAGCGUGGGCUCUGAGAGUGGGGGAAGUGCCAUCGACUCCGUCGCCGGAGACCACAAUGGACUGGGUUUGAUGGAGGCUUUGCGUGUUUCAGUGUCUGGGCGCAGUAGUGCGUACGGGGACACUGCAGUUGAAGGCCACCCUGCGGGGCCCGGCAGCGUGAGCUCCAGCACGGGCGCCAUCAGCACCACCACGGCCCAGCACGAAGGGGAGGGCUCAGAGGGAGAGGGCGAGAACGAGGGAGACAUUCACACCAGCAACAGACUGCACAUGGUACGUCUCAUGCUGUUGGAGAGACUCCUACAGCACCUCUCUCAGCUCCACAGUGUGGGUGGAGUACGCGCCAUCCCCUACAUGCAGGUGAUCCUCAUGCUGACUGCAGACCUGGACGGUGAGGAUGAGAAGGACAAGGGUGCACUGGAUGACCUGCUGGCCCAGCUUAUCGCUGAGCUGGGCAUGCACAAAAAGGAUGUGUCUAAGAAGAAUGAACGCAGUCCCGUUAAUGAAGUCCACCUGGUCAUCAUGAGACUGCUCAGUGUGUUUAUGUCCCGCACCAAGUCUGGAUCCAAGUCCUCCUCUGAGUCUUCAUCCCUCAUCUCUAACGCUACAGCCACAGCCUUGUUGAGUCUGGGUGCUAUAGACUAUUGCCUGCAUGUACUCAAGUCUCUGCUUGAGUUCUGGAAGACCCAACAGGGUGAAGAGGAGCCAGCAGUUGCCAGUCAGCUUCUCAAACCACACACCUCCUCCUCUCCCCCUGAUAUGAGCCCCUUCUUCCUGCGUCAGUAUGUCAAGGGUCACGCUGCUGAUGUGUUUGAGGCAUAUUCUCAGCUGCUCACUGAGAUGGUUUUGAGACUACCCUAUCAGAUUAAGAAAAUUGCCGAUGCCAACCCCCGUAUUCCACCCCCUAUCUUCGAUCACUCUUGGUUCUAUUUCCUGUCUGAGUACCUGAUGAUCCAGCAGACGCCUUUUGUGAGGAGGCAGGUGAGAAAGCUGUUACUCUUCAUCUGCGGCUCGAAGGAGAAGUACAGACAGCUGCGUGACCUUCACACUCUGGACUCUCAUGUGCGCAGCAUCAAAAAACUCCUCGAAGAGCAAGGCAUCUUCCUCAGAGGGGGUGUUGUCACGGCAACGUCCGGCUCUGCUUUACAGUAUGACACACUUAUCAGUCUGAUGGAGCACCUGAAAGCAUGUGCUGAAAUAGCCACCCAGAGAACAAUCAACUGGCAGAAAUUCUGCAUGAAGGACGAUUCGGUGCUGUACUUCUUGCUCCAGGUUAGUUUCCUGGUGGAUGAGGGAGUGUCCCCAGUCCUCCUACAGCUGCUGUCCUGUGCUCUGUGUGGAAGUAAAGUUAUGGCUGCCUCCUCUGGAGGCACAGGCGGAGGCUCUGGAGCCUCCCAGUCCUCCCAGAGCAAGUCCUCCAGCAAGAAGAGCAAGAAAGAGGACAAGGAGAAAGAGAAAGAGGGAGAGAGCACUGGCAGUCAGGAGGAUCAACUCUGCACUGCUCUGGUCAGUCAGCUCAACAAGUUUGCAGACAAAGAAACCCUGAUUCAGUUCCUGCGCUGCUUCCUUCUGGAGUCCAACUCUUCAGCUGUGCGUUGGCAAGCUCACUGCUUGGCCCUGCACAUCUACAGAAAUUCGAGCAAGUCCCAGCAGGAGUUGCUGUUGGAUCUGACCUGGGCGAUCUGGCCUGAACUCCCUGCCUACGGCCGAAAGGCGGCUCAGUUUGUGGACCUGCUCGGUUACUUCUCACUGAAGACACCUCAGACAGAGAAAAAGUUGAAGGAAUAUUCUCAAAAGGCUGUAGAGAUUCUUAGAGCCCAGAACCACAUCCUGACCAAUCACCCCAAUUCCAACAUUUACAACACACUCUCAGGGCUGGUGGAGUUUGAUGGCUUUUAUCUGGAGAGUGAUCCCUGUCUAGUGUGCAACAACCCUGAAGUGCCCUUCUCUAACAUCAAGCUUUCGUCGAUCAAAGUGGACACCCGCUACACCACCACCCAGCAGGUGGUCAAACUGAUUGGCAGCCACACCAUCAGCAAAGUCACUGUGAAGAUUGGAGAUCUGAAGCGAACAAAGAUGGUGCGCACCAUCAACCUCUACUAUAACAACAGGACAGUGCAGGCCAUAGUGGAGCUGAAGAAUAAACCUGCUCGCUGGCACAAAGCCAAGAAGGUGCAGCUGACCCCAGGGCAAACAGAGGUGAAGAUUGACCUUCCUCUACCCAUUGUGGCCUCUAACUUGAUGAUCGAGUUCUCUGACUUCUAUGAGAACUACCAGGCGUCCACUGAGACACUGCAGUGCCCACGCUGCAGCGCGUCGGUCCCGGCCAACCCAGGAGUCUGUGGCAACUGCGGAGAGAACGUUUACCAGUGCCACAAGUGCAGAUCUAUAAAUUAUGACGAGAAGGACCCUUUCCUAUGCAAUGCCUGUGGUUUCUGUAAAUACGCCCGCUUUGACUUCAUGUUGUACGCCAAGCCCUGCUGUGCUGUGGAUCCCAUAGAGAAUGAGGAGGACAGGAAAAAGGCUGUGACCAAUAUUAACACUCUGCUGGAUAAAGCAGACCGUGUGUACCACCAGCUCAUGGGCCACCGGCCCCAGUUAGAGAGUCUCUUGUCCAAAGUGAAUGAGGCAGCACCAGAGAAACCACAGGAUGAUACUGGUGCAGGAGGUGGGUUGGGCACCUCCUCUGCCAGUGUGAACAGAUACAUCCAGCAGUUGGCCCAGGAGUACAGUGGAGACUGCAAGACCUCCUUCGAUGAGCUCUCCAAAAUUAUACAGAAAGUUCUGGCGUCUCGUAAGGAGCUGCUUGAGUAUGACCUGCAGCAGCGUGAAGCGGCCACCAAGUCUUCCCGCUCUACCACCCAGCCCACCUUCACGGCCAGUCAGUACCGUGCCCUCUCUGUGCUGGGCUGCGGACACACAUCCUCUACAAAAUGUUACGGCUGUGCGUCUGCGGUCACGGGCCACUGCAUCACACUGCUCCGCGCCCUGGCCACCAACACGGCCAUCAGACAGAUCCUGGUGCUGCAGGGACUUAUCCGAGAGCUCUUUGAGUACAACCUUCGCCGCGGCACUGGGGCCAUGAGAGAGGAGGUCCGCCAGCUAGUCUGUCUGCUCACCAGAGAUAACCCUGAAGCCACUCAGCAGAUGAAUGACCUCAUCAUUGCCAAGGUGUCUGCAGCACUGAAGGGCCACUGGGCCAACCCUGAUCUGGUCAGUAGUCUGCAGUAUGAGAUGUUGCUCCUCACUGACUCCAUCGCUAAGGAGGGAGGAUGCUGGGAGCUGAGGCUGCGCUGUGCCCUCAGUCUGUUCUUAAUGGCAGUGAACAUAAAGACUCCUGUGGUGGUGGAGAAUAUUACUCUCAUGUGCCUGAGAAUCUUACAGAAACUCAUUAAACCCCCAGCACCCACCAGCAAGAAAAACAAGGAUGCUGCUGUUGAAUCCCUGACCACAGUGAAGCCAUACAGCAAUGAGAUUCAUGCCCAGGCUCAACUCUGGCUCAAAAAGGAUCCCAAAGCAUCUUAUGAGGCCUGGAAAAAGUGCCUUCCAGCUAGGUGUAAUAAAUUGUUGUCUUGGUCUGUUUCAGGUCAAGAGACAGUGUCAAAGCCUUUAAACAAGGCUGAGAUAAGGAGACAGUAUUUGAUGGAAAAGUAUGUUUGGAAAUGGAAGCAGUUCAUGAGAUCCAGAUCUGAGGGCUUGUUCCCUCGUCUGCUCAAACUGGGCCACAACAACUGGCUGCGUCAGGUCCUCUUCACGCCGGCCACCCAGGCGGCAAGGCAGGCUGCCUGCACCAUCGUGGAGGCCCUCACCACCAUACCCAGCCGCAAACAGCAAGUGCUGGAUCUCCUAACUAGUUACCUGGACGAGCUUAGCAUUGCAGGAGAGUGUGCUGCAGAGUAUUUGGCACUGUACCAGAAGCUUAUUAAACCUGCUCACUGGAAGGUGUACCUGGCCGCCAGGGGUGUACUUCCAUACAUUGGAAACCUCAUUACCAAGGAAAUUGCACACCUAUUGGCUCUGGAGGAGGCAACCCUGAGCACAGACCUGCAACAAGGGUAUGCUCUGAAGAGUCUGACUGGCCUCCUGUCCUCCUUUGUGGAGGUAGAGUCCAUUAAGCGUCACUUUAAGAGCCGGUUGGUGGGUACAGUGCUGAACGGCUACCUGUGUCUGAGAAAGCUGGUGGUACAGAGGACCAAACUAAUCGACGAGACUCAGGACAUGUUACUGGAGAUGCUGGAAGAUAUGACAACUGGUACGGAGUCAGAGACUAAGGCAUUCAUGGCGGUGUGCAUCGAGACGGCAAAACGAUACAACCUGGACGAUUACCGCACACCUGUGUUCAUCUUUGAGAGGCUGUGCAGCAUCAUCUACCCUGAGGAGAAUGAGGUUACUGAGUUCUUUGUGACGUUGGAGAAGGAUCCUCAGCAGGAAGACUUCCUACAGGGCCGAAUGCCAGGGAACCCAUACAGCAGUAAUGAGCCUGGCAUUGGUCCACUCAUGAGAGACAUCAAAAACAAGAUCUGUCAAGACUGUGACCUGGUGGCGCUGCUGGAAGACGACAGCGGCAUGGAGCUUCUCGUGAAUAACAAAAUCAUCAGUCUGGAUCUCUCCGUGGCUGAGGUUUAUAAGAAAGUCUGGUGUCCCACUAAUGAGGGUGAGCCAAUGAGGAUCAUUUACCGAAUGAGAGGCCUGCUGGGCGAUGCCACUGAGGAGUUUAUCGAGUCACUGGACUCCACCACAGAUGAAGAGGAAGAUGAUGAAGAGGUAUAUAAAAUGGCUGGAGUGAUGGCUCAGUGUGGUGGACUGGAAUGUAUGCUCAACAGACUGUCUGGAAUCAAGGACUUCAAACAGGGCAGACACCUUCUCACCGUUCUCCUGAAGCUUUUUAGUUACUGUGUUAAAGUGAAGAUCAACAGACAGCAGUUGGUCAAACCAGAGAUGAACACGCUCAACGUUAUGCUCGGCACUUUGAACCUGGCUCUAGUGGCUGAGCAGGAGAGCAAAGACAGCGGAGGAGCCUCGAUAGCAGAACAGGUGCUUAGCAUUAUGGAGAUCAUUCUGGAUGAAGCAAACGCUGAGACAGUAUCUGAAGACAAGGGCAACCUGUUGUUAACAGGGGACAAAGACCAGCUGGUAAUGCUGUUGGAUCAGAUCAACACGCCAUUUGUGCGCUCCAACCCCAGCGUCCUCCAGGGCCUGUUACGCAUUAUCCCUUAUCUGUCCUUCGGAGAGCUGGAGAAAAUGCACAUCCUGGUGGAACGCUUUAAACCCUGCUGCAACUUUGACAAGUAUGAUGAAGAGCACAGUGCAGAUGAUAAGGUCUUCCUGGACUGCUUCUGUAAAAUUGCAGCAGGGAUCAAGAAUAAUAGCAAUGGUCAUCAACUCAAAGACCUGAUUCUACAGAAGGGCAUCACUCAGAGUGCCCUGGACUACAUGAAAAAACAUAUCCCCAGCGCCAAAAAUCUGGAUGCAGAUGUUUGGAAAAAGUUCCUGUCCCGACCAGCUCUUCCCUUUAUCCUUAGACUGCUGCGCGGUCUUGCCGUGCAACAUCCCCCCACACAGAUGCUGAUUGGAACAGACUCCAUAACCAAUUUGCACAAGCUGGAACAGGUGUCCAGUGAUGAGGGCAUCGGCACUCUGGCUGAGAACCUUCUAGAAGCGCUGCGGGAGCAUGCUGAGGUGAACCUGAAGAUCGAUGCCGCUCGCAGGGAAACGCGGGCAGAAAAGAAACGCAUGGCCAUGGCGAUGAGGCAGAAAGCGCUGGGCACCCUCGGCAUGACGACCAAUGAGAAGGGUCAGGUGGUGACGAAGACCUCCCUGCUGAAACAGAUGGAGGAGCUGAUAGAGGAGCCCGGGUUAACCUGCUGUAUCUGCAGAGAAGGCUAUAAGUUUCAGCCGACAAAGGUCCUGGGCAUCUACACAUUCACAAAGCGUGUGGCGCUGGAGGAAUUUGAGAACAAACCCCGCAAGCAGCAGGGCUAUAGCACUGUGUCGCACUUUAACAUAGUCCACUAUGACUGUCACCUUGCUGCUGUCAGGCUGGCGCGUGGGCGUGAGGAAUGGGAGAGUGCCGCCCUACAGAAUGCCAACACCAAGUGCAAUGGGCUCCUACCUGUGUGGGGACCACAUGUACCUGAAUCUGCUUUUGCCACAUGCUUGGCAAGGCAUAACACAUAUCUGCAGGAAUGCACUGGACAGAGGGAACCCACGUACCAGCUCAACAUUCACGACACAAAACUGCUGUUCCUUCGCUUUGCUAUGGAACAGUCCUUCAGCGUGGACACAGGUGGAGGAGGACGCGAGAGCAACAUUCACCUCAUCCCCUACAUCAUCCACACUGUCCUCUACGUCUUAAACACCACGAGGGCUACGUCUAGGGAGGAGAAGAAUCUGCAGAGUUUCUUGGAGCAGCCAUGUGAGAAAUGGGUGGAGAGUUCCUAUGAGGUAGAGGGACCACACUAUUUCACAGUGCUAGCCUUGCACAUCCUGCCCCCGGAGCGCUGGAGGGCCACGCGCGUCGACAUCCUGCGCAGACUGCUCAUCACUGCACACGCACGCAAAGUCUCACCUGGAGGCGCCAACAAACUUACAGACAAAUCAGUGAAGGAAUAUGCAGUUUACCGCUCCCCACUUCUCUUCUGGGGCCUGGUGGACCUCAUCUAUGACAUGUUCAGGAAAGUGCCCACCAGUAACACAGAGGGAGGCUGGUCCUUCUCGCUGGCAGAGUAUGUACGGCACAAUGAUAUGCCCAUCUAUGAAGCCUCAGAAAGGGUACUGCGGGCUUUCCAGGACGAGCUCAUGCCUGCUGAAUCCUUCUCAGAGUUCCUGGAUGUCGUAGGACUUCUCUCAGACAUUCCGGACCCUGACGGCUUCUUGCAGGACCUGUUGAACUCUGUGCCCUGAUCGUAUUAAGUACUGCAGUUCACUGGACUUUGAUUGCUCUGCUCAGUGCAGGUGUCCCUAAACAUGCAGGCUGUCCACUGGACAAAGCUACAUGCUACUUCAAGGACACCUUUCAAUCGGGGCUUGGGCUCCCAAAAUUCUGUCAACUCACCCACACUCAUACUCACAAGUUCUGCUUCUAAUCUGCACCUGGGUUUGUUCUUCUACCGUGUCUUCAACUAUAACUCUCUUAAAACAGAAAUAAUAUGUGUAGUCUGACGAGUUAAUGCAUCUCUUACAAACGUUUCUGUAACAUCUAAUACACUGAAACACCCAUUCUGUGUCGUUUGGAUAUGUGGCAGGUGAUUAAAAAAAAAACACAGUUGAAGUUAAAAAAUGUAUAUGGGAAUUUGACUAUGUAAGAGCUUUUAUGACUUUUUGUGUUUUCCCUUUUUUUUUUUUUUUGUUUGAUUUUGAGUUAACUUCCAGAAUGACCGAGAGUUACUUCACAGGAGUGUGAACUAACCUCUUCAUGUCAUGCACUAUGUUUCUGGGCUUUUGCAGUGCUGUUUAACAAUCUGAUUGUAUUUUGUGAGAAAGGCAAGGCCUGAUGCUGGUUGAAGAAACAACGCGCAUUCGUAUAAGGAUACUUUUUCCUCUUAUUAUUAUUAUUGUUAUUAUUAUUAUCAAAAACAAAAUUAUUCAAAAAGAAAGAAAAAAAAGCUAAUUAACAUGUCUGGUUUGUCCCAUACAAAUGAAAUGCAUUCUGACCUGUAAAGAGUUUUACCUGCAUAAACAGUGAAUACUGAACAACUGUCAAGAUAAACGAAUAAAAGGGCCUGCAUCUUUA